This is a messenger RNA of Dreissena polymorpha, 3755 nucleotides long. RefSeq lists its product as uncharacterized. The coding region runs from base 399 to 1688 and encodes 429 amino acids. The record is from RefSeq and is a predicted model, not a curated record. The transcript is spliced from 2 exons. NCBI's taxonomy places the organism in Eukaryota, Metazoa, Mollusca, Bivalvia, Myida, Dreissenidae.
CCUACUUUAUUGUUAUUGCGCAGUUUGUGGCUUGAAUUCACGCGAUUAAAAACGUGUAAUUAAACACACGGAUGCCUUUUGUUUUGUGUUCGAUCCAGAAUUGCUGAACCCUGAAGCUACGGUCCUGUAUAUCACGAUCUUACAUUGAAGAAAUGAUAACUUGUUCUGCCUUGGUACUGCUUGAUUGACAUAUAAUAUAUUAAUACAUGAGGUUACUACAACAUCAAAAAACGGAUAAUAUUAAAUUUCCAACGAUGGAGGUAUUAUUAAGUAACAUAAAAAAUGUCAAGUUACAUAGCCAAAAUGAACUGUUGUUAUGCUUAAAACCUGUCUUAUUCAUUAUCCUGGCAGCCAACCAGAAUCCAGAUUGAUUCAUAACAUUGACAGACGACAACACCAUGGAUGAUCGGGGAGAACAAACGAUUGACUUGAGGAUAAAUCGCUUUGCAGGGCAUGUUAUAUCAUCAGUUGUUGCGAUCAUUAACAAUAUUCCCAUAGAAUACUUCAAUUUUCCAAAAGACGUAUAUUCGAUUAUUGACAAAUGUCAAAAAGUAAAUCUUGUAGUAGACCUCCCAUUAGUUGAAUAUGUUGGGACAUUGCGCAACGACCAACGCAAACAAUGUCAAUUCCUUCUCAUAACACUCAUGAAACAUAAUUCUAUUGACGAUAUAUAUAAUGUGCUGAUAGAAGAUGUAGGUUGGAUACCAUUGGCUUUUGAAAUAAAAAGAAAUGACGUUCAUCGUGACCUUAACAUCCCAUACGCAUGUAAUCCCGAUGAAGACAUGCAAAGAAUCGAACGGAAAUUGCAUGAAUAUGUUGGGUCUGACAAUCCGGCUAUUCGGAAGAUUCGAUUGAAGGAGUUGGUAAGUCGCUGUAUGAAUAAUAGGACCACAAUGUCGAAUCGAGAGCGUCAAGAAGAAAUAAACCUUUUGGCCGUUGCGACAAGGCAUCUUGUGCAAAUGUCUGAUAGUCACGAAGAAACGAUAGAAACGAUAAAUGAAAUGUGGACGGCAGUUCAACAUAAGCGUUAUGAAAACGUCAGCAAAUUUUAUGCAGAACUUGUAUAUCAUGGUCGUGAAAUAAUGAUGAAAGCGGAAGGAGGUGAUGUGACAAGUGUUCGUCAAUACGGUCAGGAACUUGAACGACUAUGCUUGAAGUGUACACAUCCCAGUAUAAUGCCUUUGUUCCACCAGCGACAAGCGUUCGUACUUCGAACCACUUACAAGGCUACAGAACGACCGGACGUAUUGGAAGACGCCAUUCAGCAAUGCAAACAAGGACUGCACUUUGCUCCUGUCUUAAGCGAAGGCAUGAGUUUAAAGUUCAUAUUAUUUUUCAUUUUAGAUAUGGCACAGCUACUACUAAGAGUAAAUCCGGAUUUUACAUGUCAACAGUGGUUUCCAACCCGCGAAACACUGCGUACGAUAAUGUCAGCGAGGGACAAAAUGGAUGAAUUGGAACGAAAUUUUAUGCACAUCAUGUCGACCAAUGAGUUACUUGCUUACAACGUUUGCAGAGCGCGUUUAUAUGAGUUUGAAGAUAUUCAUAGGGCAUUGGAUUAUCUUGACAACUCCUUGCAGAUUUGUGAGCGGGAUGGCAUCAUGCCUGGAAUCGCAAACCAUAUCAGAGACUACAAAGUGCAUCUUGUUGGCAGGUUCCCGUUUUCGUCCACAUUAACACGCUUUUAAAGAAGUCUCAUUUUUGUCAAUCAUAACAUUAUACAACACAUCAACGCAUUAGAAACGCUGGCAGUCAAUGAAUUUGUAUUUUGGAUUAUAUCGUACAUUAUUAAAAGGGAUAUCGACGGUAUUACUUCUUCAAAAAAGACACGGGUUAAUUGUAUUUCCAUAUCGACACGUUUGAUAAGUUUUUGAUUUAAAUAAAAAAAAUAUUUUGAAAAAUAAUAUCAAAGACUAUAAAACCGAUUUAUCUAUAUACAACCUCAGUGGGACUCGACUUUAAGCCUUCAAAUGUCGCAUAAGUUUAUCAUAAACCAAAUAACCACUUUGUUCCAGUAAAAAUAUUUGUUAGGAGUUUAUUUCGUGUACGCAUACAUUAAGUGUCAUUGUCUGAACUCACGUUCACUCAAAACAGUUUGUUUCCAGAAAAAUUUAGCAGUGAAACCGUAAUGCAUAUCGUGCGCUCCAACGACGAUAUAGAGUAUGUUUAUUAUUUGUUCGAAACCAUAUGAGAUCAACUCAGUUGUAUGGAUAUCGAAUAUAAAACCCGGAUCUGACCUUCAUAGUUUAAUAUAUAUUACCGUUACAAAGUUUUAAUUAUGUUCCGUAGUAAAACUAGAAGCGAAUGUAAUCGAUUCAAUAUCGUUCCUCGUGUAAUUUACUAGUAGUGUCUAAUUAUCCUCAUGCAAAACACGCGGGAACCAAACCGAAUGCAAAAAAAGGAAUCAAACAACGCGUUAAAUGUACGCUAUUCGAGUUUAAAAUGGGUUUUAAUGCAUGUGCGUAAAGUAGCGUCCCAUAUUAGCCUGUGCAGUCCACAUAAAAUGUUACAUGUGCAGUGACAAAUUUAAAGUAUAAUAAAAUGCAAAAAGCCAGUUAAAAGUUCUUAAGUUAUGUAUGAUAAACAUGUUGACCGUACUCUGUGAAAAUGGUGUUUACUGCAUGUGCGUAAAGUGUCGUCCCAAACUAGCCUAUGCAAUCCGCCUAAACUGGAUUUUUGCUGAGAAGAUACUUUCUUUAAACAGAGAAUAUCAUAUAAGCGGUAAGUGUCGUCCCUGAUUAGCCUGUGCGAACUGCACAGGCUAAUCUGGGACGGCACUUACGCACAUGCUUUGAACCCUUUUUCACAGAGCAUGGCCCAUAUAUGCUUUUUUAUGUUUACACUUAGAUAUCGUGUAAUUUUAGAAGUUGCAGUAUGUUUGUAGAGAGUAUUUGCGUUAGAAGUUGCAGUAUGUUUGUAGAGAGUAUUUGCGUUAGAAGUUGCAGUAUGUUUGUAGAGAGUAUUUGCGUUAGAAGUUGCAGUAUGUUUGUAGAGAGUAUUUGCGUUAGAAGUUGCAGUAUGUUUGUAGAGAGUAUUUGCGUUAGAAGUUGCAGUAUGUUUGUAGAGAGUAUUUGCGUUAGAAGUUGCAGUAUGUUUGUAGAGAGUAUUUGCGUUAGAAGUUGCAGUAUGUUUGUAGAGAGUAUUUGCGUUAGAAGUUGCAGUAUGUUUGUAGAGAGUAUUUGCGUUAGAAGUUGCAGUAUGUUUGUAGAGAGUAUUUGCGUUAGAAUGUAUCUUCAUAAUCGUAUUCAUUUUAAAACAUAUCGUAUGAUGAACUUAUAUUAUUUUUUGUUGAUCAUCGCAUCCAUGUAUAUAUGUUCUCUCUUUGUUAACAUAUUUAUACAUAAAUUAAAUGUACGUGCUUUAGACUUAUUCUAAAUUGUCUCAAAAAUAACUUAUUAAGUAUGACGUUUUGUUGUUUGUUGUGUUUUAUUAGCUCAUAGUUAUAUUAUAGUUUUUUUAAUUCCUAGAUACAUGUUUUUGUGAAUAUAUGACAAUUGUUUAUUUGUGAAAUUGUUUAGCUCCAUCCUAAAGUUUCCUUGUUAAUCAAAUUGUGUUUAGAUCUGAUCAAACGCUUUCCAUUAUUUUACACCCAUUUUGAGAAUGUGUUUCAACAUCCCUUCUUAAGGCAGAUUUUAAAUACCCGAUUAACAAGGAUACUUUAGAUCUUAUUUGUAUUAUGUGUAUAUAAAGUAUAGUCUAUGGAUCUUGAUUAUCUUAUUGUGUUUCUAAGUUUCAUAUAUAUAUCGACAUUAGUA